GACGCCUUUCUGUCCACACUAGUAACCCACGCCCGCGGCCUCACGCCUGCACGCCCAACACUCGUCCCUCGCCCACCCGCGCCGUCCGUGGCGCCGCGCCGUCCUGCUUGCUGGUGGGGACUUGAAUGCGCCGGACACAAUGAUCCGACACACAGUGCUCGCUCCUCGCGCCCGCCGCCCGUGCCGCCGCCCGCUCUGAAGGCACCCCGCGCGUGACGUCAGCCAAGGACGCCUCGGGGGUGGAACACACACACCGCAGCGGCGUGGCACCCCACAUCCCGGGGAACAGUCGCACGCUAAACGUGGCGCGAAACACACCGGCGUGCACAUUGCCUGGCGCCGAGCCUACGCGGCACCCAGCGAGCAGCGCAGAGAGGCGGGAUGUGUCCCUAGUGAGGCGAUACAGCAGCGACACAGCGAAAGACAGCCAGAUAGUCCGCGGGUGUGCGGCACCGGCCAGCCUGCGACCUGACACUUGUUACUCACUCGUUAGUGGUGACGCGUCUGCCCAUACAGAGAUAGAGAGCCACGGACUCCGUGUGCGUGUGCGUGUGCGUGUGUCAGUGUGACCUGUGUGCUGGUGGGGAGUUGUAUCACAGUGACCAUGCGUUGGCUCAGAACGGGAGUGGUGAUGGAGGUGGUGGUGAUGGUGGUGGUGAUGGUGGUGGUGGUGGCGGCGCAACACACACAGGAGGGCGAGGAGCAGGAGGCCCAGACACUUGCCCAUGAGGAGCAGCAGGCGGCGACACAGCAGUCUGAGGCCGAGGAGGUCCUAUCGCGCCUCACCAGACAGGCGGAAAGGCGUGGUCAGCGAGAUGGUAUCAGGCUCGCCGUGCACAGGGACCCGUACAUCUUCAAUCUAUUCGAGGUGCUGCUCACGACCCUGGAGAGCAAAUUGCGCAGGGUGGAGAACAUGGACAGGGCGCUCGAGAGGUUGGUGAGACGGCUGGACACGGUGGAGAACAGGCUAGCGGUCAACCUGAACACCACAGCGCAGCUGGUACGCCUGUUGGAGACACGGCUAGUCGACCCUAACGCCUACAGAACGACAGUCACCAGCAGCACGAGCACCACCAACACCAAUAGCAACAGCAGAAGCAGCAGCGAGGACUCAAGUAGUAGCAAAGGCAAAGGCACACAAGCAGAAGGCCAGAGCAGCAGUGAUGGGUCUGAGGGCAAGCAGGAUGAUGGGUACGGCCGGGGCAUGAGUCUGAUGGAGCAGCGGCUGUACCUACUGGCAGAACAUGUGACCCGCAUCGACAACAAGCUGUCCUCCAUGCAGAAGACACUGGACACUAACAGCAUCGUGGCGCCCCAAGACGAGUUGGUGGCAGCCGCGUCGGAGAGUUACCGUGUCGGGGUGGACAUCCCGCGCAUACAGUCCCUGGAGAAGAAUCCCACAAUGAACAAGCUGCAGGAGUCUAUUGAAAGCGUGCGAGAGUCCGUGGCUUCAAUGGAUCGCCGUUUGCAGUUCCACAUGGCUUACGUCUCCGGGGAUCUAGAACAGCUGGCGGGUUCCGUUAGAGGCAUCCACUCUGCUAUCCUAGAGGAGCAGUCACCGCCCUUUACUGACGCCACCACGCCCCCCACCAGCUGGAAUGUUACUCGUCCGCCGCCCCGCACCAAGAUUGACUCCCUGGUGGAUCGAAUGUCGCCCAUGGAGACUGUAUGGGAGAAGAUGGAGGAGUUUGUGAGAAUGUCUUGUCUGGAGUGUGGUGGUGGGCACGAAGAGCUCCGUGGACGUGCUGGUACCAAGAGCGAGGCGUUGCUGAACACAAGCCAGCGACAAGAGCGAGCGAUCUCCACCAUACACUCUGACCUCACCGAGAAGGCCAACAGAAUCAUACAGAACCUUGACGAGGUGGAGCAGACACUGAAGACAAUGCCGCUGGACAAGGGAAGGCAACGUGACCACAUUAACCCCGUCACGCUGCUCCACCGCUCCACACACACCCUCCACCUGCAGGACGACACCCCGAUGGAAGACCCACCUGGCGACCUCGUGGACCAGGACACGCAGAGCUUCCUGACGGAACACAAUAGCAGCGAGAUGUUAACCACCACGGAGAGGCCCGCCACCAGGAGUCCCUUGGGUCCCUCCGGCCUCGUGUUCCCCUCCGUGCAAGGCAAACCAGUCACCGUCAACAACAGCUUCAUUGUCAACGACCAGCACGAACUGUCCAUGAAGCAAGGGUACUCAUGCGCAGACCUCAGGAACGAAGGGCAUACGGACAGCGGCACGUAUUACCUCAACAUCCGAGGCACCACCUACUGGUUCCUCAAAGUCUACUGCGAUAUGGAGACUGCAGGAGGUGGAUGGACGGUAAUCCAGAGAAGAGACGACUUUGGCGAGCCCCGAGAGACCUUCAACAGGGAAUGGGAUGACUACAAACACGGCUUCGGUAACCCUGAAGCUGAGUUCUGGUUGGGCAACGAAAACAUCUACAUGCUGACCAACACAGACGAUCACAUGCUGAGAGUGGAGCUGGAGGACUUCGAUGGUAACAGAAGAUUCGCAGAGUAUUCCACUUUCAAGCUGCACAGUGAGAAGGACAACUACAAGCUAGAGAUCAGCGGCUAUUCUGGCAACGCUGGCGACUCCCUGAACGAUCCCUGGUACGGCUCCAAUCUCAGCCCCUUCUCCACCGUCAACAGAGAUAACGACCGGUCGAGCCUGAACUGCGCCUCUAUGCUGAAGGGCGGGUGGUGGUGGCGGUCCUGUGGGCGUGGUCUUAAUGGCAUCUACCUGACGGAUCCCAAUGACCUCACGGCACGGCAAGGCAUCGUGUGGUUCAGGUGGAGAGGCUGGGACUACACGCUGAAGAAGUCGGUGCUGUUAAUCAGACCCAAGAACAAGGACAGGAAAGAGCCGUGCUGCUGAUGCUCGUGCCGGAGAGCUGCUGGAGGAGGAGGAGCGCCAUGCCACUUACAGGAGAAGGAGCAGGAGAACUCAAGCCACCAGCAGGAGCAACACGAGCAGGAGGAGGAAGGAGAAAAUGUUAAAAAAAAAUGAGAUAGAUUUAGUUGUGGUGAUGCAUCUACGCUUCCAUGGCUUGUUUUGCUUGAUUCGACGCAGUGUUUACGAAGAAAUGUCAAAUAAGUUACUGAAAAGUUAGCGAAGAAAGUGGUUACUGGAAAAUGAAGGUAAUUAGACAACAGAAAACAAAAUCUGAGAAAUGAAACAGAUGUAAAAACAGGAAAAA
Molecule: messenger RNA, 3203 nt
Organism: Portunus trituberculatus (swimming crab)
Lineage: Eukaryota; Metazoa; Arthropoda; Malacostraca; Decapoda; Portunidae
Source: RefSeq, a predicted model, not a curated record